Messenger RNA from Anopheles coustani, 435 nucleotides. RefSeq lists its product as uncharacterized. The transcript has 3 exons. Bases 16 to 435 code for a protein of 139 amino acids. The record is from RefSeq and is a predicted model, not a curated record. NCBI's taxonomy places the organism in Eukaryota, Metazoa, Arthropoda, Insecta, Diptera, Culicidae.
AAACAACUGCCAACCAUGAUGCCAAACCUGCGAAAGCUGAAUGUCAUAGAACAGGAUAUGGAUGAUGAUUGUCUCCAUUUUAUCUGCAAAAACAUGGUAUCCCUUCAGCAGAUGCUAUUGGAAAUGUGUCCCAACAUUACUGAGGAUGGGUUUGAAUAUUUAAAUCGACUACCCCACCUCUUUGAGUUAAGUUUGGGAUACUUAGAUCUUCUUCAGGGGUUCUUGAUACUGAUUCCGCCUAACGAAGUUAAGCUACUCUCGCUUAACCGCUGCGACAAGUUGACCGACGAUAAUCUUUUGCUGAUCCCCCACGUGUUUCCGUCGCUCACAAGGCUAAAAAUUGCAUCGUGCCAUUUAAUAACGUAUGCGGGCAUUGAACGGCUGCGUUUGCAAAUGCCAUGGUGCACAGUGAUAACAGAACAUAUAUUGGAAUAA